Rubroshorea leprosula is the source of this 1579-nucleotide messenger RNA. The record is from the annotation of a GenBank genome assembly. NCBI's taxonomy places the organism in Eukaryota, Viridiplantae, Streptophyta, Magnoliopsida, Malvales, Dipterocarpaceae.
AUGCUUCUCGUUAUCAGAACUCAGAAGCAGACCUGCCCCCAUAUUAUUUGAAGGUCAAUGAGAAAAUUCAAGCAAUGUGGGUGAGGUAAGUGAUGUAUCCAUUUGUACCCAAAAUUCUAAAAUUGAUUGGCAUGGUCAAUGCUCUGCAAAUUACCAAGAAAGUCAAGGUCUAGGUGCAAGGUAAUUAAAAAUCAUCUAAAAGGAGGCCAUCGAGAAAAGUCGUUACCUGGGACCAGGUACAACUGUCUCAAUUUAAUUGACAAUGCUUUCCCACAUUCAAAAUAAUAAUAAUAACAAUAAUAAUAAUAAUAAUAAUAAUAGUCUAAAGUCUAGUGGUCAAAUGUUGAAAAGAGGAGCUGGAGGCUAAGCACAUGAGAUUGAUACUGUAGUGUGGAGUUUCAAUCCCAUCCUACACUUGUAAUCCUUUCCCUCAUAAUUACUUAGUUCCACAAAAAAUAUAUAUAUAUAUCAUUUGUGGAGGUGAAGAGUGUCUGUGUGUGGUUAUUUUAAGACCAAGAAGUUAUUGUGAUUUUUCUGUGGACCACAAGACUCUGUUUAAAGACCUAAAAGUUAUCGACAUCUUUUGCCCCCCACCAUGCCUAGACCAGACCUCACCUUUGCUGUUCUUUUUCUUCUUCUCGCCUUAAUUCAUGAGACCUGCAGUGCCAAAGAUAAACAUUACUGUCCACCUUCUUCUUGUGGAAAUAUUUUGAAUAUUAGCUAUCCUUUCAGAUUAAACACAGAUUCGCCUUACUGUGGAGAGACUGCAGAUCCAGUAUAUCCUCUUUCAUGUGAGAAAAACCUUACAAUACUGUACUCUAAAUCAGGAAAAUUCUACGUGAAAGCAAUCAAUUAUGACAAUCAAACAAUUCGAGUAGCUGACGCUAGUGUUAAGGAGGGGAGCUGCUCCAUACCUCAAUAUUCCUGGGACUUCUCAACGUCUUUUGGAUAUUCUUAUGAUUAUUCGGAGAGCAUUCUUUUCAUAAGUUGUGAAAAUCUUGUAAAUGCCUCACGUUAUGUGGAAGCUCCAGCCUGCAUUAACGGCAGCUCUUUCUUCACACCUUAUAGGCCUGGAUCUGAAGGCAAAAGGUAUUAUUAUGUGAAAAUUGGAACACCAACUCCACAUGAGUUAAAACCUUCAUGCCGUAUUGACCUAAUGGCACUUGUACCACCAAUACUGGAGAAGAAUUACGAGAACCUCUCCUACCUGGACAUCCACCAUGGGUUAGCAUCUGGAAUUGAGUUGUCGUGGUCGGGCGCUUCGUGUGGAAAGAGGCAUUUUUUCCGCAUUAAUAAGGAAAACCAGUGUGUUUUUUAUGCUGGUGCUGCAUAUCUGGACAACCGAGUUUACAUAGUUGUCAGGACAGCUGUAUAUCUGCUGGCUUAUUAUUUACCUGGUAAGUACCUCUAAUCCACAACUUAUUCAAAUAAAUUAUAUAUACGAAGGAAGAAUAAAAACUUGAGUAAUAGAAGGAGGGUAGACUUAACUCUAUUCUCUUCCUUUCUCUUUCUUCUCUUCUUUUGUUUCUUUAAAACUGAGAUUGAUCUUGUGAUAAUUUUAUAAAUAUUUUGAUUUUUA